Messenger RNA from Strongyloides ratti, 984 nucleotides. RefSeq names its product AAA+ ATPase domain and ATPase, AAA-type, core domain and P-loop containing nucleoside triphosphate hydrolase domain-containing protein. Gene Ontology annotation, biological process: microtubule severing. Gene Ontology annotation, cellular component: microtubule cytoskeleton. The record is from RefSeq and is a predicted model, not a curated record. Gene Ontology annotation, molecular function: ATP binding; ATP hydrolysis activity. Lineage: Eukaryota; Metazoa; Nematoda; Chromadorea; Rhabditida; Strongyloididae. The transcript has 2 exons. Bases 1 to 984 code for a protein of 327 amino acids.
AUGAGUAGCAGCGACUCAGAUUCUUUUGAUAACAGUUUUCAUAAUACGGAUUCUCCUCUAAUUGAUGAAAACGUUAAAAAUUUUUUAAAUAGUUUGCCAUAUGAACUUGGAAAUAUAUUGCAAGGUUGUAUUUGUGAUAUAGAUAGGGAAGCAAAAUGGAAAGAUAUUAUUGGCUUAAAAAAAAUAAAGGAAACAUUCUUAUUAAAUAUUUAUAUUGCUCCUAGGUAUCCUAGUAUUUUUAAAGGAAUUCGUAAACCGUUAAGAAAUUUUAUAUUAUAUGGACCACCAGGUAAUGGAAAAACUUUUAUUGCUAGAACAUUAGCAACUAUGACUAAAAGAAAAUUUCUUUUGGUUACUAAAUCUGUUAUAAGCUCAAUGUGGGUUGGAAAUACAGCUAAAUUAAUAAAAGCAGUAUUUGAUUUGGCUGUUCUUAUGUCACCAUCAAUUCUCUUUUUUGAUGAAAUGGAUGGAAUUUGUAGCAAACGUCGCUCUGCUGAUUCUAAUUAUGAUAGAGAAAAUAAAUCUGAACUUUUAGUCAAAUUUGAAGAAAUGAGUAAAAAACAAAAAGAUGUAUGUGUUAUUGGUGCUACAAAUUUUCCCUGGGAUAUAGAUCCUGCAAUAAAAAGACGAUUUGAUACAGAAAUAUAUAUUCCUUUACCUUGUUUAAAAGACAUUAAAAAAAUAUUAAUUAAAAAUCUUUCUGAAUUGGAAAUAGACAAUGACUUUAAUUUUGAUAAUGUUGCACAGAAAUUAAUUGGUUAUUCAGCUUCUGACAUCGUUAGAAUAUGUAAACUUGCUGUCAAUAAACCUAUACAAGAAUUUUUUUCAUCAAUAAAAUUUGAUUUAAGUAAAUUAAAAAAUGCUGAUAUGAUUCCAAAAUUUUUUGUUAAAGAGGAAGACUUUUACUAUGUCAUUGAAAAAACUCCUUCAACCAUCACCAAGUCAAUGAUUCAGGAGUACUAUAUUUAUAAAAGUGACAAAUAA